AUGUACAUAACGGGGCUUCACGACGAUUUCGAAGAUGCCCUUGGGUUCGUUGGGAAUCUUACUUUCUCUAUGCUGUCCCCAACCUCCCAUGCCUACAUUUUCGAAACAGUCAUCCGCUACCUCGGCAGUGUCCAUUCAACAGUAAUGAAUCCUUGUCUAAGCGGAAAAGUUGCACUGAGAGGUUGUUCAUGUCAAGUACCUUCCGCCCGACAACUUAUCGGAACGGAAAAGUUGCAUUCAGAGUGGCGACACGCCAAGAUUCUCAUAGGCACAUGUGUCUGCUGGUUCCUUCUUGACAUUUCCAAAUGUAAUAUGCUGGAAACAAGGGAAUGGCUUGGGAACGUAUUUUUCAAAAUCUCUACAGGUGGUAUCAUCAUCAUGGCUUUGGCCAUGCUCCCCGGAUACUACGCGACCGUUUUGACAAUUGAGAUUCUUGGACGAAAGUGGAUUCAAGUUCAGGGAUUUCUGCUGGCCGCCCUCUUCCAUAGUGGGAAUCCUGGCUGGAAAGUUUUAUACCCUUGGUACGGCACCAUUUAUUGUGUGCUUUGCUUUCCUUCUUUAACUUCGGGCUCAACGCUACGACAUACUGUUACCCAGCAGAAGUAUUCCCAACUCGGUAUCGUGCAUGGAAUAUCGGCCGCUUGUGGUAAAAUAGGAGCUAUCAUAUAUGCACUAGCGUUUAACACGCUCAGUAAGAGAACAGGAACGCACGCUAUUCUUUGGAGUACGUUGCCUCCCCCUUUAAUGCCUUAG
This is a messenger RNA of Laccaria bicolor S238N-H82, 753 nucleotides long. Its product is annotated as inorganic phosphate transporter. NCBI's taxonomy places the organism in Eukaryota, Fungi, Basidiomycota, Agaricomycetes, Agaricales, Hydnangiaceae. The transcript has 10 exons. The coding region runs from base 1 to 753 and encodes 250 amino acids. The record is from RefSeq and is a predicted model, not a curated record. Gene Ontology annotation, cellular component: membrane. Gene Ontology annotation, molecular function: mannosyl-oligosaccharide 1,2-alpha-mannosidase activity; calcium ion binding.